This is a messenger RNA of Metopolophium dirhodum (rose-grain aphid), 441 nucleotides long. RefSeq lists its product as uncharacterized. The transcript has a single exon. Bases 1 to 441 code for a protein of 146 amino acids. The record is from RefSeq and is a predicted model, not a curated record. NCBI's taxonomy places the organism in Eukaryota, Metazoa, Arthropoda, Insecta, Hemiptera, Aphididae.
AUGUUGCAUACAAGAUUGCUCGAACUAAUUUCAAUAGAUGCAACUAAUUGUACGGCCAAUAGUAUUUUUAAUCAAUUUAAAAAAUCACUUGAUGAUAAACAAAUUCCGAUACCUAAUAUAAUUGGAAUAGCUUCUGAUGGAGCUAAUGUCAUUAAGGGAAAAAAUAACUCAUUUGUCUUUCGUUUGAAAUUUGAAGUACCAAAUUUUAUAUUGAUGAAAUGUAUCUGCCAUUCUUCAGCAUUAGUUGCGAGCAAAGCUUGCAAAAAAUUACCAAGAUCUGCUGAAGAACUAAUUCGUUCCAUCUCAACAUAUAUUUCUGGUAGUGCUAAGCGCAGUGCCCAACUUGUCGAAAUACAAGAUUUUUUAGACGAAAAACGCAAAAGAAUACUUAAGCUGGCAGAUACACGUUGGUUUACAUCAAUGUGUCGUUCGUAUACUUGA